This is a messenger RNA of Elgaria multicarinata webbii, 1141 nucleotides long. RefSeq names its product C-signal-like. NCBI's taxonomy places the organism in Eukaryota, Metazoa, Chordata, Lepidosauria, Squamata, Anguidae. Gene Ontology annotation, molecular function: oxidoreductase activity. The record is from RefSeq and is a predicted model, not a curated record. Gene Ontology annotation, cellular component: cytoplasm. The transcript has 6 exons. The coding region runs from base 286 to 1056 and encodes 256 amino acids.
CUUCAUGCUGUCAUUUCCCCUCCCCAACUAAGCAACAAACCACCUUUAUCCAGCCCCUUGGUGUAGCACUUGCAGGGACCCUCUAGGGCAGCCCAGUUUCUUUUUGUUUGUGUUGUGCUGGGGGCUGUUGUGUAACACUGGACUGUUGCAAGAUAUAGUUUCUGAAGUGACUUUAGGAACAAGGCAGCUUUUACAAUCUUAGGUGGAGGAGCUGGGGCUAGAUUUCACUGGGCUUUGGGUGACGGGAGAGAGAGUGUGUCAGUUGAGCCUGGGCUGGCAAGGGAGAUGGCAGGACUGAAGGCAUACAGCAUUUUGAUAACUGGAUCCAACCGAGGCCUUGGCUUGGGGCUGGUUAAACAGCUGGUUGGGCAAUGCAAUCGGCCAGAAUGGAUCUUCUCCACUUGCCGGGAUCGAGGCGGACCAGGUGCCCAGGAGUUGAAGAAUUUGGCAGCCAAACAUAAUGGAAUUGAGAUAAUUUCAUUGGACACUUCUGACCCAUCCAGCAUUGGGGCUGCUGCAACCAGAGUCACCGAGCGACUGAAAGGAGCUGGGUUGAAUCUGCUGAUAAACAAUGCAGCGAUUUUAAAGCUAAACACUCUGGAAUCUGAGACACCAGGUGACAUGUCUGAGCUGUACAAGACCAACGUGAUUGGGCCAUUGGUGAUGAGCCAGGCGUUCCUGCCCUUGCUGAGGAAGGCAGCUCAGGAAAGCACCCAGAAAGGAAUGAGCUGCAGCAAAGCAGCCAUUAUCAACAUAUCCAGUGAAAACGGCUCCAUCACAAAUGUUUUUGCAUGGUCUUUGGCUCAAACCAUCUCUUACCGUUGCAGCAAGGCAGCUCUGAACAUGCUCACACGGUGCCAGUCCCUGGGAUUUGCUGAAGAUGAGAUCCUGUGCGUUGCAUUGCAUCCUGGAUGGGUGCAGACAGAAAUGGGGGGCAAUUUCGCCCCACAGAGUGUAGACCCAACUGCCCGAGACAUCAUGAACACUCUGGCCCAUCUCUCUGAGAAAGACAAUGGGACAUUUAUGAACUGGGAAGGGGAAGCCCUCCCCUGGUGAGGCACCCAUAGAUGCCUGCUGGCCUGAACUGUUAGACACUGUGUGAAUUGUGCCUUUCAUUAAACAUGCUAUGUUCUGCUGGAAA